Messenger RNA from Blepharisma stoltei, 300 nucleotides. The record is from the annotation of a GenBank genome assembly. Lineage: Eukaryota; Ciliophora; Heterotrichea; Heterotrichida; Blepharismidae.
AUGAACCAACAAGAAUUAGCUUUAGCACAACGAAAAGCGGCAAUCGAGCAAAAGCUAACUCAGACUGGAGAAAAAACAAGGCUGAAAGAAUAUGUUAGAGAAAGCCUACAAAAGUGUGGAUAUGUUGACGAUUUAAAACAGCAUUGCUGAAAUAUUAUAAGAAGUCGUCCAUUAGAAGCCACAACUGUUAAAGGUUUAGUUGACGAAAUUCGACCUCAUGCUAAACUGACACUUCCUGAUGCCGUCAAAGACGAUUUAUUAAACAGAAUCAAGCAAUUCAUUGAGAAAGGACAAAACUAA